This is a messenger RNA of Suncus etruscus (white-toothed pygmy shrew), 1422 nucleotides long. RefSeq names its product ring finger protein 25 (gene RNF25). Bases 7 to 1362 code for a protein of 451 amino acids. Gene Ontology annotation, biological process: protein ubiquitination. Gene Ontology annotation, molecular function: protein binding; ubiquitin protein ligase activity. The transcript has 10 exons. Gene Ontology annotation, cellular component: nucleus. The record is from RefSeq and is a predicted model, not a curated record. NCBI's taxonomy places the organism in Eukaryota, Metazoa, Chordata, Mammalia, Eulipotyphla, Soricidae.
GAAGACAUGGCGGCGUCUGCGUCGGCUGCUGCAGAAGAGGAGGACUGGGGCCUUCCCUCUGAAGUGGAGGUGUUACAGUCUAUCUAUCUGGAUGAACUACAGGUGGUUAAAGGAAGCAGCAGAUCUUCACCAUGGGAGAUCUCCAUCACCCUCCACCCAGCCACUGCUGAGGACCAUGAUUCCCAGUACGUCUGUUGCACGCUGCUGCUCCAGGUCCCUGCACAGUAUCCCCACGAGGUGCCGCUCAUCUCUAUCCGGAACCCUCGAGGACUCUCAGAUGAGCAGAUCCACAAGAUCUCCCAGACACUGAGCCACGUGGCCACUGAUGGCCUAGGCACUGCCAUGCUCUAUGAACUCAUCGAGAAAGGGAAGGAGAUUCUCACUGAUAACAACAUACCCCAUGGCCAGUGUGUUAUCUGCCUCUAUGGGUUCCAGGAGAAGGAGGCCUUCACGAAGACAUCAUGCUACCACUACUUCCACUGCCAUUGUCUGGCACGCUACAUCCAGCACAUGGAGCAGGAGCUGCAGUCUCAAGAACAAGAGUUGCAGCACAGCGCGGCCUCUGCCCUCAAACAGGUGGCCGUGCAGUGUCCCGUGUGCAGAGAGCCCCUUGUGUAUGACCUCGCAUUGCUGAAAGCGGCUCCUGAACCCCAACAACCCAUGGAACAGUACCAGCCCAGCGCUGAGAAUCUGCGCCAGCAGGAGGAGCGUAAGCGGCUGUAUCAACGGCAGCAGGAGCGUGGCGGCAUCAUUGACCUGGAGGCUGAGCGCAACCGCUAUUUCAUCCGACUCCAGCAGCCUCCUGCUUCCUUGGAGCAAGAUCCAGCUUCUGCCAGAGGAUCAGCACCACCCAGUGCCCUUACCACAGAACCAUCUGCCAUGCCCCUGGCCCAGCCCACCCUGCCGCCACCUCUGCCCAUGACUGCCCAAAACCCAUCUGAGAAGAUUCCAGGGCUUGGGCCACCUCAGCCACGGCUGGGUGUGUCCCUGAAAGCCGUGCCAGAGACCCCCCAGGCCAGCCGAGGCUCCUGGAGACAGCCAGAACCAAGACAUCUUAAGGGAGGGACAUGCCAUGUCCCCAAAGGGACCAGUGGCCCUCAUGAACUGCCUGCUCCCCAGGGGACCCCCAAGGAUCUAAAGCUGGAACCCCAGAGCCAAAGGGUUGAAGGGCCUCCCCGAGAGAGGGGACCUGGCACCUGGCAGGGUCCCCCACCCCGAAGGACUCGGGACAGUGCCCGCUGGGAGCGUUCCAAAGGCCGGAUGCCUGCAGCUUCUUACCCUCGCCUGCCUCGAGGCCGGGGCACCUACCAGCCUGGAUCCCGCAGGGACCCCCUGAGCCUGGAAUCCGAGGAUGGUUCCUAGCACUACUACUGGGGGGACGGGGACUUGGGUGGGAAAGGGACAAUAAAGAGAUUUGGCUUA